CAAAAGGCUGCUGUCCACGAAGUAUAUGACAUCUCAAAAUAUAUUACCUUGAAUAUCUUACAGAUACAUACUUCAUAGGCUACAUCCUUAAACAUGGACAUUCAGGUAGUGGGCUUGCUGAAGUCUGCCGAGAACCGCGCAGUGCAUCAGAUCCCUUUCCAAGUGGACCAUCAAGGUCACGCUAACGUGAGCAAGUACUUCGUAAAUCAUGAUGAUCCCAGCUUGGAAGGCACAAUGGUAAGUACGUUUCGAGGGCGCGAGUUGAAGGGAAAAGCGUACGACCUGCAAUCCAACAAUAUGGUUGGGGUGCUACUGAAGGAGAAGAGACGACCAACUACCGACGUCGAAGAGAGGGAGUUUCACGUGCACACUGCGUUUGAUUCUGUGCAUGUUUGGAAUCAUGAUAGUCCGCCCGAUGCCUCCCACGAUUUAGACUGGACACUGAACAAGUGGCUGCCCAUUUCUGCAGCGCUUCACGAUCCAAUCGAAUAAUUGCGAACGAUCGGCUGCAACUUCUAAAUAAGGGAAUGCUGUUACCACGUGCGUUUGCUGCAAGUGAGCACACAUGCAAAAUGCCAGGGUAGAUGAGUGGAAUGUAGCUAUUUUCGUAUGACUGAUGAGAAUUGAGGGCGUAUUCGGGGCGAUCUACAUCCUAUUGUGAUAUGAAGCAAUGCCAAACUUCGUAAGGGAGUUUUUGUCACCGAAGUUCUGGAUAGCGGAGCAUAUAGUCUUACACAAGCUUCGAGCAUGCGUACAUAUGAACAGUGACAUACUGGGUGAAGGUACACUGGGCGAAGUUCUGUUCACCUAUCGUUCGCCUACUCCAUGAUCCUGGAGGAACGGGGUGAGACGCUUUGAACUUCCUGUCAGCUCUCACACACCAUACUACAAAAGUGAUCGUUAUGAGGGUACCUAUACCUCAUUCUGAGAUCGACUGCUGAACAGGAACACGAUCUUCUGGGGAGGAGCACAACCAGUGCUCAUACGUGGGCUUUGUCAAAUAGCUUAACCUCGGAAGUUCAAACAUAUCCCCUCUUAGCGGAUUGUCGAUCAUUGCACCCUGUCACUAAAUUGUCACCAUAGCAUAUGAGAUAGCCUCAUUUAAUUUCGGAUUCAAUCUCACGAUGAAAGUAAACAUCGAGGUAGUAGAGUAACCAUAACAUUUUUGUGCAUGUCCCUGUUAGUAAAUGAACGUGCCCAAAAUUUAAUGUCAUCACAUACGACAGUAUUUAUUGAUAAGAGCUUCGGGGAAAACAAGUCAAUUCCGCGUCAGCAAGGGCUUCAACGAACAACAGGAGUAUAAAGCAGAAGUGCCAGACUCGGCACUUUCUUUUUUAUUUAUGUGGGCUAUCUCGUAUUUCCAUCCGAACGAUGGUUAUUUAUGCUUAGGCUGUAUUUUCUGCUCAAUUUACGAGGCUACAUUGGCGAUCUCGGAUAUUAUUUCUCGUCUCUGGUGCAAGCAGCUCCGGGAGUGUGAUCGGGUUAGUACUCUGCUGCCGAUCUGAAUUUCCUCCGGAUGCUGUCUUGGAAACCCACUGGCUCUGGGAUGUAUGGUCCUUCGUUUGGUAUGAAAACUGCCUCAGCACCCUUGUCACCGCUGUACACCUGACGUUCUCUCGUAUUCUGACCCUCCAGAUACGAGCGGUUAUUUCAUUGACUUGCGCAAUAUGGUUCCUUAUCCUUACGCGGAAAGUGCUACUGCAUAACUUGACAUGUGCCGGCGGGGUCCGCGAUGGCACCAUCUAUUUUGUAGAUAGCUUCGCAAAGCGUAUCCAAGCUACCCCCAGGAGCUCUAUGUAUCUCGUGCUCUUCAUUGCAAAGCACUUCGCUUGUGCUAUGUGCUCGCCCAGUGUUAUCAUUCUUCUUGUCUCGAAGCUGUUUCGGACUCGGUCCCGCCAUAUAACUUUGCGAGUAAGCUUGACUAUGGGAUUUGUUCAAAUUCUCCAUGCUCUGUGCGCUCCGACUCCAUCCAUAUUCAUUUACCUCCGAUGGAUACAUUUCGGUGCCUGUCAUCGAAUCACUACAUGGACGCGACGCGUGGUCAUUUCUUGGCCAAGAGAGUGCAUAGUUAGAUUUGCUUGAGCUCAACUUUUGCGGAGCAGAAUCAUAAUAUUGACUCGAGCGUGACUUUUCGUGCCAGUCAUUGGCGUCUCGAGAAGUCGAGAAGGGGUGGGAAGAAAGCAUGCUGAAGACACGGGUAGCAGCUGGUGCGUUGGCAUUUUGGGUUGCCUGGUUGAUUGCUUCGCUAUUAGCAGUUUCUGAUUGUUGAUUGUCGGGUUUGGGGAUAGUCACAUUACCAUGUGGAUCCGUUGGAAUUACGUACGAUGUACGUUCAUUAGUCACUGGACAAACCUCUUGCUCCCCCACGUCCAUGUUUUCAUUCUGGUCAUACGUUUGUGGUUGGCG
Molecule: messenger RNA, 2406 nt
Organism: Sphaeroforma arctica JP610
Lineage: Eukaryota; Ichthyosporea; Ichthyophonida
Exons: 4
Coding region: 94-492 (132 amino acids)
Biological process (GO): RNA catabolic process
Cellular component (GO): ribonuclease H2 complex
Source: RefSeq, a predicted model, not a curated record